UUCUAUUUUUAUCUUACGUGCCACUCAAAUAUUUGAUUUGGGGCAUUAGAAUCCAAGAUUUGUAGAAUUUUAUUCUUUUUCAAUUUGUACAAAAAAUUUUGGGGUUUGCUAAAUUGAUUGGUACAUACAUAGAUAGAUACAAUAAUCAUAAUAAUAUACACAUGCAAUUGAAUUUGCAUUUGGGUUUUCUUUGAUGUGUUGAUUUGUGAAGGAAUUUUGGUGGUUAAUUCUUCUGUACGCAACAGUUGUCGUUUCAAUUCAGAAGGUGGAAACAAUUUUUUGCGAAGAACUUUGCUGCAUUGAGCUGCAUAACUUGUUCAAUUGGGUUUAUCCUUCAUUUUACAAUUUGCAUUGAAUGAAACAGUUGAAAUUGGCUGCAGAAUCUCACGCCAAAGAGGACAAUCCUCUUAGAAAUAAGCCAGAAAUGGAAAAUGCACUUGAGUCUUCUGGCAGUCCACGACAUAGAAAGAUAGCAGCCAGAUGGGAUCCGCUUGGAGCAUGUCGGCCUACAAUUGAUGAAGCACCUGUGUUUUAUCCAACUAUCGAGGAGUUUGAAGACACACUUGGCUACUUAGCUAAGAUUCGCCCCCAAGCUGAACCUUAUGGCAUAUGUAGAAUCGUCCCUCCAGCUUGCUGGGUACCACCUUGCCCUCUUAAGGAGAAAGAUUUAUGGGAAAAUGCAAAAUUUCCCACUCGUAUUCAGCAAGUUGACUUGCUUCAGAACAGGGAGCCCAUGAAAAAGAAAAUUAGGGGAAGGAAACGAAAACGUAGAAAGCAGUCAAAGAUGGGCAUGGGUAGGAGAACUGCCAAAUCAGGUUCUGAAGCUAAUGUUGCUUCUGAACCUGAUGAGAAGUUUGGAUUCCAAUCAGGGUCAGCUUUCACACUUCAAGACUUUCAGCAAUAUGCUAAUGUUUUUAAAAAUUGCUAUUUUGGAUUGAAUGGCACCAAUGAACAUGGAAAAGUUAGUUAUAAUAGUCACCAGCAGAGAUGGGGGCCCUCUGUGGAGGAAAUUGAAGGCGAAUACUGGCGAAUAAUAGAGAAACCAACCGAUGAGGUUGAGGUGUAUUAUGGAGCUGACUUGGAAACAGGAGCACUUGGAAGUGGUUUUCCUAAGACAUCAUCCUUAACUAAGAAUGAUUCAGAUUUGUAUGCUCUGUCUGGCUGGAAUCUGAAUAACUUCCCUCGAUUGCCAGGUUCUGCAUUAUGUUUUGAAGGAAGUGAUAUCUCAGGAGUUGUAGUUCCAUGGCUGUAUGUUGGAAUGUGCUUUUCCUCAUUUUGCUGGCAUGUGGAGGACCAUCAUCUUUAUUCACUUAAUUAUCUGCAUUGGGGUGACCCAAAAGUAUGGUAUGGAGUACCUGGAAGCCAUGCUCCAGGUUUGGAAGAUGCGAUGAGAAAGUACUUGCCUGAUUUAUUUGAAGAACAACCAAAUCUACUCAAUGAAUUGGUGACUCAGUUAUCUCCUUCAAUUCUUAAAUCUGAGGGGGUGCCUGUGCAUCGCACUGUCCAGCAUGUCGGGGAAUUUGUUGUUACCUUUCCAAGGGCAUACCACUGUGGCUUCAAUUGUGGCUUCAACUGUGCAGAGGCUGUGAAUGUGGCUCCUUUUGAUUGGUUUGUGCAUGGACAGAAUGCUGCUGAGCUUUACAGUCUGCAGUGCCGUAAGACUUCUCUGUCUCAUGACAAGUUAUUAUUUGGAUGUGCUCAGGAAGCCGUGCAUGCCCUCGCACAGCGAACUUUUCAUGGAAAAGAAAAUCCAAAAUAUAUAAAAUGGACAAGUGCUUGUGGGAAAGAUGGAGUUCUUACCAAGGCAGUUAAGACAAGGAUAACUAUGGAAAAGGAGAGGCUUGACUGUCUUCCAACUCAUUUAAAGAUUCUGAAGAUGGACAGUGAGUUUGAUUCUUUUAAGGAAAGGGAAUGCUUCUCUUGCUUCUAUGACUUGCACCUAUCUGCUGUAGGUUGCAAGUGCUCUCCCGAUAGUUAUUCUUGUCUCAGGCAUGCAAAUUUGUUUUGCUCAUGUGAAAUGGGCAAAAAAUUUGUUUUGGUUCGUUAUACUAUGAAUGAACUAAGUACAUUGGUUGAAGCAUUAGAAGGAGAAUCGCAUGCUAUUGAGAUGUGGUCAAAUAGAAACACUGGGAUGGUUUAUGCUACUGCCAAGGAUGCUUGCAUGUGUAAACAAGAUAUGGAUAGUGCCAUGUGCCAGACCCAGAGUUACAAAGAAGGGAAGAAUUCAACUUAUUGUGCAGGAACUAAUGAUAAGUCAAAUUCAAAUAUACCAAGCAGUUCUGGCAGUCACAUUUCUGCAGAGUUAGUCCACUCAGAGUUUCACUAUGAAACUUUAAGUGCACCAUAUGACACUAAAAAUUGUCAUAAAGAUAAUUUAAAUAAAAAAAUCUUGGUCAUGGGCAAUGAAGUUAAGGUGGAGAAGGGAGGUUCUGUGGAUUUGAAUAUUGAUGUUAUAUCUGGCGAGCCUGGAAAUGAUUUUCUGCAUGCUGCUGAUUACCAUCAUAAUAAGGGUGUUCCACAAGUGGAAAAAGUCUUCUAUGCAGAAACCAGAAAGGAACAAGACAACAUGGAACCUGGUGCUGGUUGUAUUGCAUCCUUGGAGAAAGAAUCAUGUUCAAGGGAUGGUCAAAAUUCUUGUACACUUGAUGGUUAUAAAUUGUUUGGGGUGGAUCUGCAGAGGCAUUCUGAUUAUGGAGAGAAACUCAACAAUGUACUUAAGAUGCACAAUGUCGAAAACUCCAAUACAAGUAUAUCUUUGACAAACCAAAGCUUCUUAAUGCAGAAGUUUGAUAUUGUUGUUGAGCCUGUAAAUUUCGGCUCUGUUAUGUUUGGAAAGCUGUGGUGCAGUAAGCAUGCAAUAUAUCCAAAAGGAUACAAAAGUCGUGUUAAGUUCUUCAGCAUUCUUGAUCCACCAAGAAUUUGUAACUAUCUUUCUGAAGUUUUCGAUGCUGGAUUUCUUGGGCCUCUUUUCAAGGUUACCAUGGAAGAACAUCCAAGUCAGGCUUUCACAAACACCUCAGCAGAUAAUUGUUGGGAAACAGUUUUCGACAAACUAAAUCAUGAAAUUAAGAGACGAAGGAGUAGAGGUGAAAUGGAACUUCCUCCCUUGGAACUUCUGCAGAGCAUUACUGGUCAUAAAAUGUUUGGAUUUCUUUCACCUUCCAUUGUUCAGACCAUUGAAGCUCAGGAUCCCAAUCAUCAAUGCGUCGAAUACUGGAAUCACAAAGAAGUUGUCUCUGAAUCUUCAAACAGUGCCAUUGAUAACUGUAAGUUCAGUCCUAGUUCAAGUAACUCUCUAAGUGAUGUCAAGACGAAAUUAUUUGGCGUGGGUUUGAUAAAGCAUGAACAAGAUAACAUCAGAGAAAGUUGUGAUUCAUUUGAAGAGAUGAAAUUGGUGUUACAAGGAUUCUUGAAAAAGGCAAGUCCUGUUGAAUUAAGUGUCAUGCAUAAGUUAUUCAGCUCUGAUGCACAGUUCACUGAGUGGAGAGCGACAAUUAUAACGAUGGUGGAGGAAAUCCAGAAAGCUUGUCCAUAAAAUAUAUGAUCACUGACCUUGGAUAGUCAUUUCAGAAUAGUCAUUAGUGAGUUUCUUUCUUUCGGUGACCAAUUAAAUUGAAGAUGGUGCUGAGUUAAAGUCAAGAUAAAAUUUUGCUACUUGCCCGGUAUCAAUGACCUGUUCAGAGAUGGAUAAUGCUAUUGACCCAUUUUCCUUUUGAAUUUAUAUUUACUUUUGAUGGCCUCGUCUGCAACAUUGGUAGUAUUUAGGUUUUACAUUUUUCUUCCUUAGUGAUCUCCAUACUCUAAUUUCUGUAUAUAAACAAAAAAUAAAUGUUAUUGCUAUACAUGAUGAUAAGAGUAGGAGGAAUACAUGGAGAGUCUGAAAUUUGGAAUAAGUUUCUUCUUGCUCAGAAUAUUGGAUAUCUGAGCUUAGUUUCAAGCAAAAGCAUGCAUAAAUUUCUAC
Cajanus cajan (pigeon pea) is the source of this 3961-nucleotide messenger RNA. RefSeq names its product lysine-specific demethylase JMJ18. Lineage: Eukaryota; Viridiplantae; Streptophyta; Magnoliopsida; Fabales; Fabaceae. The record is from RefSeq and is a predicted model, not a curated record. Gene Ontology annotation, biological process: chromatin remodeling; regulation of gene expression. Gene Ontology annotation, molecular function: histone H3K4me/H3K4me2/H3K4me3 demethylase activity. Gene Ontology annotation, cellular component: nucleus; chromatin.